Oncorhynchus mykiss (rainbow trout) is the source of this 6305-nucleotide messenger RNA. The record is from RefSeq and is a predicted model, not a curated record. NCBI's taxonomy places the organism in Eukaryota, Metazoa, Chordata, Actinopteri, Salmoniformes, Salmonidae.
AUGGAAAUCAACCAUCAGGUAAAUCACGGAGAAAAACAUCCUCAGCACUGGAGGAGCUGCAAGUUGAUCGUAGACCCUGCGUUGAAGAAUGGGUUUUAUAAAGUGUAUCGUUACGAUGGGCAUCAUUUCAACAUGCCAGACUUAGGGGCAUUUCCUGUGGAUACUGUCCGGGAUCCCAGAAUCUGUCGUCUUUGGACCAAAUUCAGAGACACUGACCUGCUGGUCCCCAAAUUUAAGAUUGAUGAAUACUAUGUCGGCCCACCCAAGGAAGUGACAUUUGCCAGGUUAAAUGACAACGUAAGGGAGGGUUUCUUGACUGACAUGUGCAUAAAGUACGGACAGAUUGAGGAAGUGGAAAUCUUGUAUAAUCCUAAAAACAAGAAGCAUUUAGGAAUUGCUAAAGUCAUCUUCGACACAGUCAAGGCUGCAAAGGACACUGUGGAACACCUUCAUGACACCUCUGUCAUGGGGAACAUUAUCCACGUGGAACUUGAUCCAAAGGGUAAAAACAGAAUGCGGUACUUCCAUCUUCUUGUUAGUGGACUCUACACCCCUUCGACAUUGCCACUGGGCAGUGAUGAGCACACCCUCCAACGCCUAACUGAGAGAUUGCAGGACAGCAAACCUCUGCAAAAACUGACUGAUGGGAGUUCAUCAUUGACAAGGUCUAUUUCCAGUCCCACCAGCGUGGCUACACCUCUCUCCCUAGACACAGCCUACUCCAGUAUCUGGCAGGACACACCGGGCAGCUUUGGGCAGACACCCCUCUCUCAGGGCACCCCACAUACCCCCUGCCUGUCUGGGACCCCCCUCUCUCAGGACUCUUGCUACUCUAGCCAGCACACCACCCCAGUCCACCAAGUCACUCAGGGUGAACACUCCUCAUACGGUGCUCACAGACGCUUGAGGCGCGAUGUCUGCUAUCGUCAACCAGGGAGACCUUAUAUGAGAUCCCACCAUCAGAGCUCAGAGCUGAGCUCUCUCCUCAAACACCUCCAACCUCACCGUCCUCUCCAGCCCCAAACCCAGGUUGCUAGCGGCAGCUACAAAUCUUCCGUCUUCUGGUAUCAGAACCGCCUGCCCUCUGCUGAUGAUAACCCUGCCACAGAGCCUCCCCUCUCCCUUCCUGAACAGGAGUCCUGGAGGGUGCCCUCUCUACCUCCUGCCUCUGAGGCUUUCCCUCUGAGCAACAGCUCUGCCAGUGCCACAAGUAUGAACGUGGUACCUCUGAGAGAGAGACCCCAGUCUCCCCCUUCUGGACCCGAUGCGGGCCUUAUAGAACCGCCCCCUUCCCCUCCCAAUAACUCUCCUGGAAGACUCAUCCCAGAGGCAGAGAGCCACAGCCUGGACUCACGCAUUGAGAUGCUUCUCAGCAAGACUCAGAGUUCCUGCCUCCCUCUACAUGGUGAAAGGGGUUUGGAUGCUGAAGUGCACUCUCAGGACAGCCCUGUUUCCCCAUUCUCCCCUGUCUCGAUGUACUCUCCUGAGUCUGACCACACCCCAGCCCGUAGUGGAUCUCCUGUGAACUGUACCCACCCCACCACCAGUGAUGGUCUGGAGGAUGUCAGUCCCACUUCCCUCCCUGAGUGGGAAGGAGACGAGUCCCUUCCAGGGAUGCCUUCUCUAACAUGGACCUCACAGCCCCCCUGGCCUCCUGGGACGCUCUCUCUCACUCAAAGGGAGAGAAUUUACCCAUAUCCCUUGAAUACGCUGCACACUGUGCAUAUGGACAAGGUGAAUGGUCUGCCUGGGUGUGGCAGUGUGCCAGUGUCUUUUACUGGGCAACCCUGGCCCCUGCCUCCCUUCAUGCCCACCUUCAACCCCUCUGUGCCCCCGCCAGGCUACCUGCCUCUGCAGGAGGACCCUCAUAAGGCCACAGUGGAAAAGGUGCUGGCUGUCAUUACGGAGGAGCUUAAGUCCAUCGUGAAGAGAGACAUCAACCGUAAAAUGGUUGAGGGGGUAGCCUUCAGGGCGUUUGAUGAGUGGUGGGAUGGCCAGGAGCAGAAAGCUAAGAUUGCUGUAAGUCUUGUGAAUGCCAGAGAGGGUAGAGUGGAGGUGAGGGCCAAACCAAGAGACUCCCUAAGACAGAACAUUGGCCCGCGUGGUGCCACCAACCUGCCUUCCUUCAAGGUAAAGAAGAAAGAGUCCGACGAAUCGACUGCCUCAGAGGACCCCAAAAGAAAGUGUCCCUACACACCUGUUAAUGAUGCACAUGAGAGUGCUGAGCUGGAGAGUAAUAUAACGAAUCACACAUUGGACAGGUCCCCAAAAACUGGAACUAUUCCAGCUGUGAGGCGAAGACAUGCAAGGCCACUGGAGCUGGACAGUGAGGGGGAAGAGGAGAGCAGAGAGAAAGAGGGGGAGCCAACAAGAGACAAAGAGGAGGAUACUGUGGAAGCAGACAAGGUUCCCCAACGCCAGCAGAGGGAUGAGAAUGAUGACAGUGAACAAAAAGAGGAAGAAGUGGACGAGGAUGAAGAUGAUGAUGAAGAUGAUGAUGAAGAUGUGUUGCUUAAUAAAUCUACUUCAAUAAAUCUGUUACACAUACUGAAAUGCACAUUAUUGUUUUCUCAUUUACCAGAAGUUGCCAGGGUAAGCCUCUCAGAGGUAGAGUCUUACUCCUCAGAAGACAGUGAAUACCUCUCAGAGUCUGACUCCUCUGACUCCUCCUUUGAGGAAAGUGAAGACUUCUCAGACUAUGACUCCAGUUCUGACCAGGAGACAGAGGAAGAGGAGGAGACAGAUGGAGAUGCUGAUGAGGUCAACAGGGAGGUAGAGUGUGUGGUGUUGUCAUCAGAUGAGGAGGAGAUGGAUCUGGAGCCCCCGGCUACACCCUCAGCCCCUCUUACCCCAGGCACAGAGCUGGACCUACUGGAUGGGUCAGAGCCGGUCCUGAGGGAUCAGCCUUGGGAGGAGAAGCACUCAGUCUGUCUGACUCGAGAUGUCUUUGGGCGCACCAGCUGCACAAGCCGACCUGACCCAGGGAUGGAGCUCCUGUCCAGUGAGCACCACCAUGAUCUCCAGGCCCCCUCACCCAUAGGCCUGCCAGGUAGAUCAGUGGUGGAGCCUGAUUUUGCAGUGGAGAUAGAUAGCCCUGAAUGGAGCGUUGAGUCACCAGAUAACGUGGAGAACCUCCGGCCUCUCACCCCCACUGGCUCUCUGGGGGACAGCGACUCAGACCUACUGUUCAAGAGCAAACCAACCCCCCCUGCUGUGGAGGAGGUGGAACUGCCACACACUCCUGGUCGGGGAGCAGAGGCCCUCCUUGAGAGUGAGGAGGACUCUAUGGACCACCUCCUCUCCUUUUCCCGCACAGACAGUGAGCCUUUGUCCCAGAGCCGCCCCACUCAUCCCCCUGCCUUAGCCUCGUACCCAACAUACGAGGACAUGCCCAAAACACCAGGGACAGAUGAGAGGGGUCUAUGGAAUCCCCUUACCCCCUGGAGGGUGCCAGUGACACCGGGGAGAGAUUCAGGCCUCACAGAGGGAGGCCCGGGGUUUAGUCCCACUCCCUGUAACCCUUUCCCCCUUCCCUCCCUGUGCACCGGCCUUUACAUCAGGACCCCACAAACUCCUGGGAGGGACUUCAUCCCAACCAAGAGAACACACAGGAAUACCACCGUUAUGUUGGCCUCUUCACAGAGGACAAAUGGUGCUCCUUUAUCCCGUGAUGAAAUGCUUACAGACUCACCUGUUUUAGCUUCUUCUCCUAGCAGCCUGUCUGAGUCAUCAGCAGAGACUUCUGGCCAUGGGUAUGUGUGGCUUAAUCCUAAUCCUGGGUCCCAGAGGAAGUUACCCCUGCAGGGCCUGGAGAACUGGUCAGGGCUGGCGGAUGUGGAGAACCAGAGAGAGAUGGAGGAGUGUUCCUGGAGGAGGGUACAACCAAGAAUGAGGCGGAAGAUGAGGCGGAAGAUGAGGCGAUGGCAAAGGAUGAGGUCAGUGCAGAGAGCCAUGCCCUCUGUCUUCUCGGCCAGUCCCUGUCGUCGGUCACGAAGUGAGGAGAUGACUGUCCUCCACAGUGUCUGGAAGGAGGGCCUGGAUGAGGAGGAUUCCAAGCUGCUGCAGGUCACCUAUGACAGGCUGCUACAGCAGGACAAUGGCUUCAGCUGGCUCAGUGACACUCUAUGGGUCCCCCACCCUCAUAUCCUUUACUACAGAGCUAAGAGGAAGGAGCUCAAUGAUUGGAUGUGGGACCAUGUGACAGGAUCUGCCCGCAGCGAGGGCUUUUACAAAAUCAGCAAGAAUGACAAAAUAAAAUACCUCAACAGCACGUGUUUGAAUACAGACCAGCCCUCUGCAGACACCCAGGGGGUAGGUCUUUCAGGCCAGCCGCACCCUUCCCUGCGGUCUGGGUCUGAGUUCAGGUCUGAACAACGCCGUCUGCUCUCCUCCUUCAGCUGUGACAGUGACCUGCUCAGGUUUAACCAGCUUAAGUUCCGCAAGAAGAGGAUUCGUUUCUGCCGCAGUCACAUCCAUGACUGGGGCCUGUUUGCCCUGGAGCCCAUAGCAGCAGAUGAGAUGGUGAUUGAGUAUGUGGGCCAGUGCAUCAGACAGGUGAUUGCAGAUAUGCGGGAGAAGCGCUAUGAAGAUGAGGGGAUUGGGAGCAGCUACCUGUUCCGGGUCGAUCAGGAUACCAUCAUCGAUGCCACUAAAUAUGGGAACUUGGCCAGAUUUAUCAACCACAGCUGCAAUCCUAAUUGCUAUGCAAAAAUAAUCACAGUGAAAUCCCAGAAGAAGAUAGUGAUCUACUCCCGGCAGUCCAUCAGUGUCAAUGAGGAGAUCACGUAUGAUUACAAGUUCCCCAUCGAGGAUGAGAAGAUUCCCUGUCUGUGUGGAGCAGAGAACUGCCAGGGCUCCCUCAACUGAACUCUGAACCCUUGUCUCCAUCCCACCUCUCAAGCACUGUCCUGCUGCCUUACAGUUCCUGACAUAGGAAUAAUAAGACCUCCCUUUCCAACCAAGGUUCAUGAAGAGUGGAGCAAGCUGAAGAUUCAAAGAUGUUCAGCAACUCUUGGGCAGACAAUUGAAGUUCCUUUAAAAAAAAGUUAUUUAUUGUUAAAACAGUUUGUGGAAAAAACACACACCGUGGGCGCUGUUCUCCUCUCCCUUAAAAUGACUACACAGGAUGGGGUAUGAUGUUGCCUUGCCCUGUAGAGGUGAUUUCUUGUGCAAAUGUGUACAUGAUGAGUUAAAUGUUUUCAUUCAUGAGAGCUAAUGAAGAUGUAUUCAGCUUGUGUCAAGCAUUUUAUUAAGUUGUUUUGGUAAUUGUUCUCUCAGGUUGGUUGUUUUAGGCAGAGUGGUCACUAUAUUUAUAAAUCAUUUGGCUCAUUAUGUCUUUUUCACAAGUUCUCUCUCGCACACACAAACACUGUGAAUGAGGAAGGAGUCACAAUGCAGUUGUAUUUUUAUUACAUGCACUAAAAAAGUUUACGAAAGCAAUUGGGGGAAUCAAAAUGAACAAGUAAAGUGUAAAAAAGACUUUUAGUUCAUGGAAAGGAUACAAUAAACUGACAUGUUGUCAUUGUGCAUCUUAUUGAGUCAUGUUGUGGUUUAUUACUUCCUUCCACUUAAAUAUGAUUUUUUUUUCAGAAGUAAGGCAAAUAAGACAAUGUGAAGCUAAGACAGAGUUAAUGUCAUACUUAAAAAUUGCUUGUUAAUACCAGAAUUGAUAACAUAGCUGGCUCAAAUCUAAUGAUGAUGUCUGCUCUUUUUCUGUUGCUUUGGAUUGUACAUCAACAUAUUUGAUCAUACUUUGAUUGUCACAAACAUGUGUUGUUUUCUAAGCCAAAAACAAAUACACAGCCUUCGGAAAGUUGUCACACUCCUUGACUUUUUCCAUAUUAUUUUGCAUUACAGCCUGAAUUUAUUACAUUGAGAUUUUGUGUCACCGGCCACACACAAUACCCCAUAAUGUCAAAGUGGAAUUAUGUUUUUAGAAAUGUUUACAAAUGUAUUAAAAAUGUAAAGCUGAAAUGUCUUGAGUCGAUAAGUAUUUAACCCAUUUGUCAUGGCAAGCCUAAAUAUGUCCAGGAGUAGAAAUUUGCUUAAGAAGUCGCAUAGUAAGUUGUAUGGCCUCAGUCUUUGUGCAAUAAUAGUGUUUAACUUUCAAAUGACUACCUCGUCUCUCACAUACAGAUAAUUGUAAGGUUCCUCAGUCGAGCAGUGAAUUUCAAACACAGAUUCAACCACCAGGGAGGUUUUCCAAUGUGUCGCAAAGAAGGGCAACUAUUGGUAGAUGGGUAAAAACAAAACAAAAAAAAGCAGACAUUGAAUAUCCCUUUGAGCAUGGUGAAGUUAUUAAUUAC